Molecule: messenger RNA, 3726 nt
Organism: Andrographis paniculata
Lineage: Eukaryota; Viridiplantae; Streptophyta; Magnoliopsida; Lamiales; Acanthaceae
Product: serine/threonine-protein phosphatase BSL3-like
Exons: 21
Coding region: 387-3374 (995 amino acids)
Biological process (GO): brassinosteroid mediated signaling pathway
Molecular function (GO): protein binding; phosphoprotein phosphatase activity
Source: RefSeq, a predicted model, not a curated record
UCACAGCCGCAGAACAUAUUUAUUCGCCAAAACCAAGAAAAUACAGAGAAAAAGCAAAAAUGGUGAAUCUCCCAAUUUUCAGAUAGACAGAGAAAUCAGCGGGCGUGUGGAUUAGCCGCGGGAUUGCGUUUGAAGGAAGGAAGGAAGGAAGGAUUGACUGACUGGAAGAAGGAGGACGACGCAAUUGACGAAUUUCUCGCUGCUAGGGUCGGGAAAAAGUGUCUUCUCUUUUGUUUUGUGUUUGAGGAUUCAAGCUAGGGUUCCUUUUCGUUUUCUUUUGUUUUAGGGGUGUAAUUUCUGAAAAUGAGGUUUCCGAAUGCGAAUUCUUGAGGAUUGGGGCUCCGAUCUUAUUGCGAAGCUUGGUAUUCUAGGGUUUUCAGGCGGGAAUGGACGUGGAUUCGGCGAUGGCUACCGAGCCCGAUCACGAUCCGUCGGAGGAGUCGGCCACGACUAACGGUCACGUCCAGCAGGGGGAAUCUCAAUCCUCUGCGCCUCAGCAACAGCAAAGUAAUAAUAGCAAUAAUGUUAGCAGUAAUAGUAAUAGUGGUGGCGGGGCGGUGGUGGCCGGUCCGCGGUGUGCGCCGACGUAUAGUGUUGUGAGCGCCAUCAUUGAGAAGAAGGAGGACGGUCCUGGAUCGCGAUGUGGCCAUACGUUGACAGCUGUGCCUGCGGUUGGGGAGGAAGGGAGUCCUGGGUAUAUUGGCCCGAGAUUGAUUUUGUUUGGUGGGGCAACUGCUCUGGAAGGGAAUUCAGGGUCCGCCGGAACUCCUUCUUCGGCUGGGAGCGCAGGAAUUCGGUUGGCUGGUGCUACUGCCGAUGUGCAUUGUUAUGAUGUUUUGACUAAUAAAUGGUCUAGGCUUACUCCAAUUGGUGAACCACCAACACCGAGGGCCGCUCAUGUUGCCACUGCUGUAGGCACAAUGGUUGUAAUUCAGGGUGGAAUUGGUCCGGCUGGGUUGUCAGCUGAGGAUCUUCAUGUUCUGGACCUUACACAACAGCGACCAAGAUGGCAUAGGGUUGUGGUACAUGGUCCUGGUCCUGGGCCACGGUAUGGGCAUGUCAUGGCUUUGGUGGGACAGCGGUAUCUCAUGGCGAUUGGCGGAAAUGAUGGGAAAAGGCCCUUAGCUGAUGUAUGGGCGCUGGAUACUGCUGCUAAACCAUAUGAAUGGCGGAAACUGGAACCAGAGGGUGAAGGCCCCCCUCCAUGCAUGUAUGCAACUGCUAGUGCACGUUCUGAUGGUCUUCUCCUACUUUGUGGUGGACGGGAUAUGAACAGUGUACCAUUGGCUAGUGCAUUUGGGCUUGCUAAACAUAGAGAUGGUCGGUGGGAAUGGGCCAUUGCCCCAGGUGUCUCACCAUCUGCUAGAUAUCAGCACGCCGCGGUUUUUGUCAAUGCACGUCUCCAUGUAUCUGGUGGGGCACUUGGUGGUGGACGCAUGGUAGAGGAUUCCUCUAGUGUGGCUGUUUUAGAUACUGCAGCUGGAGUUUGGUGUGACACAAAAUCAGUUGUCACAAGUCCAAGGACUGGCAGAUACAGUGCAGAUGCUGCUGGCGGGGAUGCAGCAGUUGAAUUAACAAGGCGGUGUAGGCAUGCUUCUGCUGCUGUUGGUGACUUGAUUUUCAUCUAUGGUGGUUUACGUGGUGGUGUGUUGCUUGAUGACUUGCUUGUGGCUGAGGAUCUGGCUGCAGCUGAAACAACUAGUGCAGCUUCACAUGCAGCUGCUGUGGCAGCUUCAUCCAAUUUACCGCAAGGGAGGCAUGGAUUUACUGAUGAUAAAUCAAGGGCACCUGCACUUGAUGCCGCUGCGGAUGGUGGCGCAGUUGUUGUUGGAAAUCCAGUUGCUCCCCCAGUGAAUGGUGACAUGUAUACAGAUAUAAGCACAGAAAAUGCCAAGGAAGGUACCAGAACCUUAACUAAAGGGGUUGAGUACUUAGUUGAGGCUUCAGCGGCAGAAGCUGAGGCUAUAAGUGCCACAUUGGCUGCGGCUAAAGCUCGACAAGUUAAUGGAGACGUUGAGUCACCUGACAGAGAUCGUGGGGCGGAAGCAACUCCAAGUGGAAAACAAAUAUCUACUUUGAUCAAACCUGAUUCUUCAGGAUCAAACAAUACUGCUUCAGCUGGAGUUCGUCUUCACCAUCGUGCUGUUGUUGUAGCUGCAGAGACUAGUGGUGCACUAGGUGGUCUGGUCAGGCAGCUUUCAAUUGAUCAGUUUGAAAAUGAAGGCAGGCGGGUCAGUUAUGGAACUCCUGAAAGUGCAACUGCUGCUAGGAAACUUUUAGAUCGACAAAUGUCAAUUAAUAGCAUACCUAAGAAGGUUAUUGCUCAUCUCCUGAAACCUCGUGGUUGGAAGCCUCCAGUCCGGAGACAGUUUUUUCUAGAUUGCAACGAAAUUGCGGAUCUCUGUGACAGUGCUGAGAGAAUAUUUGCAAGUGAACCUACUGUAUUACAGCUCAGAGCUCCUAUUAAGAUAUUUGGUGAUCUCCAUGGGCAAUUUGGCGAUCUUAUGAGACUCUUUGAUGAGUAUGGUUCACCUUCCACAGCAGGGGAUAUUGCAUACAUUGAUUAUCUAUUCUUGGGAGAUUAUGUCGAUCGAGGCCAACACAGCUUAGAAACCAUUACUCUUCUGCUUGCAUUGAAGGUUGAGCAUCCUCAUCAAGUGCAUUUGAUCCGUGGUAAUCAUGAAGCUGCAGAUAUCAACGCUCUUUUUGGCUUUCGAAUCGAGUGUAUCGAGCGGAUGGGUGAGAGAGACGGAAUAUGGGUAUGGCAUCGGAUAAACAGAUUGUUCAAUUGGCUUCCUCUGGCUGCAUUAAUCGAGAAGAAAAUUAUUUGCAUGCAUGGUGGCAUCGGGAGAUCAAUAAACCAUUUAGAACAAAUAGAAAGUAUUCAGCGCCCAAUUGCUAUGGAAGCCGGAUCCAUUAUACUAAUGGACUUACUGUGGUCUGAUCCGACCGAAAACGAUAGUGUAGAAGGAUUGCGACCAAAUGCAAGAGGCCCUGGUUUGGUAACCUUUGGGCCAGAUCGGGUGAUGGAAUUUUGCAACAACAACGAUCUUCAAUUGAUUGUCCGAGCUCACGAAUGUGUAAUGGACGGAUUCGAGAGAUUUGCUCAGGGACAUCUAAUCACUCUCUUUUCCGCCACAAACUAUUGCGGCACUGCCAACAACGCCGGUGCUAUUUUGGUACUGGGCAGAGAUUUAGUCGUUGUCCCAAAACUCAUCCAUCCGCUCCCGCCUGCAGUUUCGUCUCCGGAAUCAUCUCCCGAAUCCCAUAUGGACGACACAUGGAUGCAGGAGCUGAAUGCCAACCGCCCCCCUACGCCCACGAGGGGCCGCCCCCAAGCCCCCGGCGACCGGGGCUCUCUUGCCUGGAUUUAAGACAACGAUAAUCUCUCCUGCCCGGAAUAUUUCCAACAUUGCUUCAUCUCUGUACAUAGUGUAUGCAAAUUUGGAGUCAUUUCUUGGAGGCUUGGCGUCAUCAAAUCCAUCCUCGCCUUGUUGAGGCUGCCCGGGAUCGGUUUCCGGAAUAUUCGCCUUCUGUCCGUACAUGAGGAACAGGUAUAGUCAGUCUGUCUUGAGUUCUUAUUUUUCUUCAUGGGGUGAAAUUUGGUGGUGUGUCUUAGUUACUUCUCUUUUUACAUAAUUUUGGUUUUGGUGUAGUUGUAUUAUCGUUGUUAUCAUUUUUAUUAGCAGUGUGAUUAUUAAUUUAAUUUAAUUUAAUUUUCCUAUA